AUGAACUCACCACGAACACCUCUCCCGUACAUCUUCGAAGACCGAACGGGCACCCUAACCCUCUCCGACUUUGACGACAUGUACGACCGCCUAUUCUACCGAGUUUCCCGACCAGUCCCCCAAAAGCCCAUCACGAUGAUAUUUAACAUGGAAAGACGCGCAUCUCGCCAUCGUGACCGGAAUAUAUCGCCAUUCCAUCAAAAUCCUCUCGCUGUGUUGGAGUUCUUACCAGAUGAAAGUCUGGGAAGGAUUUCGUUUAACCAUGGGCCAAAGGCGUUUUCGCUUCCUAUGGGGAGUUAUUUGAGGAAGACGUCGAUACUUGGGGUAUCGAGAUCCCGAAAGUUUGUCGGUGCUGAUGGUGUGGAAUACCGAUGGAACCACAGGAGUGUGCCUGGUCAUGAAUGGACGUGCACGACAGCUGCAGGGAACUACCUCGUAGCUCAUUUCAACCUCAAACCACCCCAUGAACGAGCGUAUGAUGUGUCUGGAAACACACUCACGGUCUAUGAACCUUUUGUGCACGUUGCGACAGAAAUCCUCGCCACAUUGACGAUAAUGCGCCAUAUACUGCAAUAUAAUCUGUGA
Marasmius oreades (fairy-ring Marasmius) is the source of this 585-nucleotide messenger RNA. RefSeq lists its product as uncharacterized. The coding region runs from base 1 to 585 and encodes 194 amino acids. The transcript has 4 exons. Lineage: Eukaryota; Fungi; Basidiomycota; Agaricomycetes; Agaricales; Marasmiaceae. The record is from RefSeq and is a predicted model, not a curated record.